Molecule: messenger RNA, 2532 nt
Organism: Grus americana (Whooping crane)
Lineage: Eukaryota; Metazoa; Chordata; Aves; Gruiformes; Gruidae
Product: cytosolic purine 5'-nucleotidase-like
Exons: 18
Coding region: 57-1649 (530 amino acids)
Molecular function (GO): 5'-nucleotidase activity
Source: RefSeq, a predicted model, not a curated record
CCGCGGGGCCCCGUUAAAGCGGCGGCGGCCGGAGGCGGCGGCCGGAGGCGACGGCGAUGGGCAGCGAGGGGGAGCGGGGCCCGGCGGCGGGCCCGGGCCCGGGGCAGGGUGACCCGCGGGCGCUGCGGAGGGACUGCCAGCACCGAAUUUUCGUCAACCGGAGCCUGGCGCUGGAGAAGAUCAAGUGCUUCGGCUUCGACAUGGACUACACCCUGGCCAUGUACAAGUCCCCCGACUACGAGGAGCUGGCCUUUGCCCUGCUGCUGGAGCACCUCGUCUCUAUCGGGUACCCCCACGAGAUCCUCGCCUACAAGUAUGACCCCACCUUCCCCACUCGGGGGCUGGUGUUCGAUGCCCUGUACGGGAACCUGCUGAAGGUGGACUCCCACGGGAACCUGCUGGUCUGCGCCCAUGGCUUCCGCUUCCUCAAGGGGGCCGAAAUCCUCCACUAUUACCCCAACAAGUUCAUCCAGCGGGACGACAUGAAGCGCUUCCACAUCCUCAACACCCUCUUCAACCUCACGGAGGCCCACCUCUACGCCUGUCUCGUGGACUUCUUCACCAACUGCUCCAGAUACGUCAACUGUGACACUGGCUACAAGCACGGGAACCUCUUCAUGUCCUUCCGUAGCAUGUUCCAGGACGUGCGCGAGGCCAUGGACCACGUCCACCUCUCGGGCUGCCUGAAGGAGAAGACACUGGAGAACCUGGAGAAAUAUGUGGUGAAGGAUCCCCGGGUGCCACUGCUGCUGAGCCGCAUGAAGGAGGUGGGGAAGGUCUUUCUGGCCACCAACAGCGACUACAACUACACUGAUGCCAUUAUGUCCUACCUGUUCGACUUCAGUGAUGAGGACAAGGCCGAGACCCCGCUGCGCCCCUGGCGAUCCUAUUUUGAUCUCAUCGUGGUGGACACCCGCAAGCCACUCUUCUUCGCUGAGGGCACCGUCCUGCGCCAAGUCAACACGGACACGGGGAAGCUGCGCAUCGGGACGUACACCGGCCCGCUCCAGCACUGCGCCGUCUAUUCCGGUGGCUCCUCGGACGUGGUGUGUGACCUGCUGGGUGUGAAGGGAAAAGACAUCCUCUACAUGGGGGACCACAUCUUCGGGGACAUCCUCAAGUCCAAGAAGCGUCAGGGCUGGCGCACCUUCCUGGUGGUGCCUGAGCUGGCCCGUGAGCUGCAGGUCUGGACGGAGAAGAGCGAGCUGUUUGAGGAGUUGCGGAACCUGGACCUCUUCCUGGCGGAGCUGUACCAGCACUUGGACAGCGGCAGCAGUGAGCGCCCAGACAUCAGCUCCAUCAAGCGUCGGAUCCAGAAAGUCACGCACGAGAUGGACAUGUGCUACGGGAAGAUGGGUAGCCUGUUCCGCUGCGGCUCGCGUCAGACGCUCUUUGCCAACCAGUUGAUGCGCUACGCAGAUCUCUAUGCCGCCUCCUUCAUCAACUUCCUCUACUACCCCUUCAGCUACCUCUUCCGGGCACCCCCUGUCCUGAUGGCACACGAGUCGACAGUGGAGCAUGGCCGCCUGGACGUGGGGGAGGCAGGCACUCUGGCACCCUGGCUAGCCCAGCACGGCCACCCCGGCCAGCAGGUUGCUGGGGUUCCCCAGGACUCCAGCGGGGAGGAGGAAGAUGACGGAGAAGCCUGAGCCCACCCCAGUGCUGAUGGCUGCUGAGCUGGCAGGUGCCAGCCCUCGGGAGGACGUUCGGUGGCCUCAGACCGCUCACACCGCCGGCUGGCAGACCGAAGCCACCCGUGGUCAGCCACCACCUCCGGUGGCCACAGCAUGGCUGGUGGCCCUGGCCCACACCCCAUGUCACACGUCACCCCAUGCAGCGGUGCCCUUCUCCCCCCUGCCCCAGGAGAAGGGCCCCCCAGAGCCCUGGGGCUGCCUGGUGCCCCCAUGGUCACUCAUGCCCCCCCGCCCCCAGCAUCAACUGCUUCUCCCAGCCAGCUCGAUGACAGCCUGGGGCCUCGCGGUGCCGGGGACAGCCAUCUGCACCGGGUACCGCUGGAAACCCUCUUUGCACCGGCGGGUGGUCGCAGCAGCUCCUGCCCGUGCAGCUUCGGUGCCCGGCCCCAGGCACCACCGUGACACUGGGGCCUGGCUCUGGGGGGAGCUGGGUGGACGGUGCCCCAGGGGUCUGGGGCAGGGGGGGGACACUGCUGCCCCCGGGAAUCCCUUUUACCUGCUAUUACCCUCUUCUGUUUUCUGCCCUUUUCUAUUUAUAAAAUACUUGAACUCCUGGCACCAGAGAGACAUAAAAUUGGCUAUUUUAAAGGAAAAGUGCUUUACCCCAGAACCUGGGAGUUGAGGGCAAAAGACAAAUCCCAAAUCCUUGGCCAGCAGCUUGGAAGAGGGUGGCAGCCCUGAGACACCCCCCCUCUGCCAGCACUGUCCCACACCCCGGAGGAGGGGGCCAGGCCUGCGGCACUCCCCCAACCACAGCCAGACCCGUGUCGGGACUUCCAGAUGCUGCUCUCGGACUUCUCCCAGCAUCGAGGUUUCUCAAUAAAGAUGCUGAGCCAAC